Messenger RNA from Oldenlandia corymbosa var. corymbosa, 1086 nucleotides. NCBI's taxonomy places the organism in Eukaryota, Viridiplantae, Streptophyta, Magnoliopsida, Gentianales, Rubiaceae. The record is from the annotation of a GenBank genome assembly.
AUGUACAAACUUCAUUUUAUUUUAGCCACCAUUGUAGAAUUAAUGGCGAAGAAAACGUUAUCCGUUUUUAUCAUUCUGUACUUUUUGCCUCAUUUAUACGCUUUGCGAUUGACAGAUCCAUUUACAAAAUAUUCUCAGCUCAAUCUUCCUCCUGGACCAGUUGGUCCCGAUUCGGUUGCCCUGAAUCCAUCCAAUAAAGGUCCCUACGUGGGUGUAAGCGAUGGCAGAAUCCUCAAAUACAAUGGUCGGGAGUUUGAGGAUUUUGCUUGGAUUUCCCCGAACAGGUCUAAAGCACUAUGCGAUGGCGUGAGAAACUUAACUAUGGGUCGAACAUGCGGAAGGACGUUAGGGUUCAGUUUUGAUCCCCAAACUGGGGACCUGUAUGUUGUGGGUGCUUAUGGUGGAUUUUAUAGAGUUGGACCAAAAGGUGGACUAGCCAAGAAGAUUGCAUCGGGGGUAAACAACGUGCCGUUCAAAUUUCUUAACGGCAUUGACUUUGAUCCGUACCGACGAGUUGUUUACUUCACAGAUACCAGUUCGAAAUACAACUUCACGGAUGUUCUUAUGGGAAACCCUCUCAGUUCAAAAGAUUCAACCGGAAGAUUGAUAGAAUACGACACUAGAACCGGAAAACUGAGAGUUUUGUUAGACAAACUUCAUCUUCCCACAGGGCCGGCGGCGAGUGGAGACGGUAGAUAUGUAAUGUACGGUUCUUUCGGCACGCAUCAAAUUUUCAAGUAUUACUUCAAAGGAGAACCCCAAAAGGUGUUAGAUUUACCAGGUUAUCCUCUCAAGAUAAAAAGAUCCCCCGAGUCCGGGUUGUUUUGGGUGCCAGUAAACGUGGUGGUUCGGCAAAAACCACUUUUGAUUCAUUCCUUUGGUUACAAGUUCAAUUCGACGGGCGGCGUUAUUUUGGCCAAAAGUUUUGCCGCACAGUAUUCCGGAGUUCAAGUGAAUAUUGUGCAAGAGUAUCGCAGCAAUCUUGGAAGAAGAAGAUUGUACGUUGGCUCAAUAAAUGUUGCUUUCGUUGGCGUCUACGAGAGCUGAUGGUUAUGAUGGCCACGCGCUCGUUACAAAUAUUACCCC